Larimichthys crocea (large yellow croaker) is the source of this 2868-nucleotide messenger RNA. It is a transcript of the gene stk17al, whose product is annotated as serine/threonine kinase 17a like. The transcript is spliced from 7 exons. NCBI's taxonomy places the organism in Eukaryota, Metazoa, Chordata, Actinopteri, Sciaenidae. The coding region runs from base 232 to 1350 and encodes 372 amino acids. Gene Ontology annotation, cellular component: nucleus. Gene Ontology annotation, biological process: protein phosphorylation; intracellular signal transduction; positive regulation of apoptotic process. The record is from RefSeq and is a predicted model, not a curated record. Gene Ontology annotation, molecular function: ATP binding; protein serine/threonine kinase activity.
ACUCAAACUAAUUUAGCGCACUGACUGUGUCAGACACAGAGAGAGAGACAGGACAUCAACCCGUUGUUUUGAAGGACGAGCUCACUGGAUUAUCUCCCGGUAGUUUGACACAACAGUUGUUUGCUCCAAUCGAUCAUGCGAGUUUUUACUUGAGCGGAUCAGAAAAUAUCGUCUCUCUUUUUUUGUUGUUGUUGGUGAAAGAAGAUUGUUUGACUUCACAGCACGACUUCAAUGCCAAAUUCAGCAAUGAUGAGCAAAAACGGAAUGGUGACAAAAAUCCACACGAGGAUAAGAGCUGACCCGUUCACAGCCAAUUACGAGUUGGUCGGCAAAGAGCUGGGCAGGGGAAAGUUUGCGGUGGUAAAAAAGUGCAUUGAGAAGGCAACGGGGAAGCAGUAUGCUGCCAAGUUCCUGCGAAAGCGACGGAAGGGCGCGGACUGCCGCAUGGACAUAUUAAACGAGAUCGCCGUGCUGGAGUCGGCCAAAGCAAACCCCUAUGUGGUGGCUCUGCACGAGGUCUACGAAACCAACUCCGAAAUCAUCCUCGUUCUGGAGUGUGCCGCUGGUGGCGAAAUCUUCAACCAAUGUGUUGCCGAUAACGACGACGCCUUCACAGAGAAAGAUGUGAUCCGGCUGGCCAAGCAGAUCCUGACUGGUGUGGCCUUCCUGCAUCGGAACAAUGUGGUGCACCUGGAUCUCAAACCCCAGAACAUCUUGCUGACUAGUGCCAGACCUCUUGGGGACAUUCGUAUUGUGGACUUUGGCCUGUCCAGACGCAUGGACAACAUCACAGAAGUCAGGGAGAUUCUGGGUACUCCAGAGUAUGUGGCACCAGAGAUCCUGAGCUAUGAACCCAUUAGCACUUCAACAGACAUGUGGAGUAUCGGGGUCCUGACAUAUGUCAUGCUGACGGGCGAGUCUCCAUUCCUGGGUGACGGCAAGCAGGAGACAUUCCUCAACAUCUCCCAAGUUAAUGUAGACUACUCGCCGGAAACAUUUGAGGGAAUCUCCCCUCUGGCUGUUGACUUCAUCAAGUCCCUGUUGGUUAAAAACCCCAGGAAGAGAGCCACAGCAGAGGAAGGUCUCAACCACCCCUGGCUGAACUCGCUCCCCCAUCCCCAUUCUCAACCGCACCUCCUUGCUAGGUCGGGCUCCUCAUUGGACGAGCCGGAGACAAGCCAAUCUGAGUCGGAGCCUGAGAGCCCGGCUCCCUCCCCUGAGCUGGACUUGAUCGGGUCGUACCUAAUGUGCCCGGGUAAGGGUGAGCUGAAGACGGGCCGUGACGCCUUCUCCUUCAGCGAGCCCCCCUUUCCCACGAGAACUGAGAUACAGCAGGAGCUGAUCUGCUGAGUGACGUUUCACAGGUGGAGAGAGAUUGAAAAAGAUUCAUACUCCACGGAGCAGACGCUGAACGCCAGUGAGCCUGCAGCUUCUUCAGGGCCAUAUGCUAUAUGGAUGCUGUAUGCUUGCCGCUGGCUGCUUCUACUGCUGUGAUGUCUGUGAGCUGGGCUGUGUGUAGUUUGAUACCUCUGUGUGUGUGUGUGUGUGUGUGCAUGUGUGUUUGAAUAAUACACACCACUCCGUGCCGAUUUAUGAUUGCACGGAAGGAAUGUGAGAGGAAUGAAGAAGCAGGAGAAAGGAGUGAGAGAAGACACACAAGAACUUUGUCGCAGGACUGCACUGCUGCCUUAAAAGUGACAGAACUGAACUGGGGUCAGCUUAACACUGUGGCUAGUUCACCCUUUCACGCACACUGGUUUCUCUUUUUACCCAAUUAGCCUUUUUGAACUGGGUUUGAGAAGUGAGGCAGCCUCACGCUUCCUUGAGAAAUGACUUCACCCACUGUGUGCUCUCAUCAAAACAAGUUAUGCUUCAGCUGACCCGGACAUACCUUCUAUGAUGAGUUUUGUUGAAGGAAGUAAAGGGUUUUGACAGAUGGUUCUACUUAAAGAAUUAAAGGACAGCACAUACGCUGAAAUCAACCGUUCCACUGUUUUAUAUGUUUAUUUAUGAGUGUUUGUUGUACCACUUCACCCCCUUGAAUAUUCAAAGCCACAUCAAAGCCUGCGUUUAAGACGGAAAAUAGUAGCAUUCUUAUUUUUUUAAGGACAAUCUUAAGCACUUUUUUUUAUUUUGUUAUUGGACUUCCGUGUAAUAGUAAGAAACCAAAGGCUCAUCAAGCACAGUCAGCUGUCACACGAUGUACUGUACAUAUUAACCAUGUUCCACCACCCACUGUUUUUGGUUUGGUCACAUCAACUUUUUUUUUCACAAAGUGCCACUUUUCAACCUCACUUGUGUUUUUAAUAUUGCCAUUUUUCUUUGUGCAUUUUGUUUUGUUUUAUUUUGUUGGCUAUUGCACAAGUUGCACAAGUUGUUUUUGUACUUAACUGCGAGGUUGCCACUUGAUUUUGUGCUCUUCAAACAUUGUGAAAACAUCAGUCUCGGAAAGAGGGAAUGGCAGGGGUUGAACGCAACAAUUUAAUUUUGAAUGAAACAAUGUCAUGAUCAACUGAAGGGCUCAGAUUUGUAUAAAUAAGUGAUGUUUGCCUUCAGAUGCUUGGGAGCAGAGAAACUGGGAAGAGAUUAAAGUACUGAAAUGUAUAUUGUGAGAUAGUAUUAAUCUGAAAAGAUAAUUGAUGUGUUUUUUUUUUGUUUUUUUUACUAUUGUAUGAAUGUUAACAUCAUUAUAUCAUGUCUUGUUUUGUAUGUUAACUUUUACUUAUUCCUGUUUCUCUUUCUGCUCAUGAAUUUCAGGCAGGUUUGCACUUGUCCUUGUGGACGUAAUGUUAAACUGAAUAAAUGUUGUUGGCAUGCAUUGCAAAAUGUAACGAAGAAAAAAAAAUACAUGCAUUUUGUAUCAAACUC